Molecule: messenger RNA, 2540 nt
Organism: Syzygium oleosum
Lineage: Eukaryota; Viridiplantae; Streptophyta; Magnoliopsida; Myrtales; Myrtaceae
Product: G-type lectin S-receptor-like serine/threonine-protein kinase At2g19130
Exons: 2
Coding region: 291-2528 (745 amino acids)
Biological process (GO): protein phosphorylation; recognition of pollen
Molecular function (GO): ATP binding; protein serine/threonine kinase activity
Source: RefSeq, a predicted model, not a curated record
GUGUUAAUUGGUUGACUUGCACAUUUUAAUGACAGAUGACCCCCAACUGAUCUUCUCGAUCGUCAGACCAAAGAACCUCCUCUGGAAUGCUAAGCGUGUACGAGAGAAACAGCCAGUUUCUUAUGAUUUUCUACUCAACCUUGUUGGACCGGCAACUCCCCGAAGACCGCUGGCUAACGAGAGAUCAAGAUUUUAUCUGAAAGCCUUAGAGCUGCUAACUCCCCAUGUCAAAACCGUAGUUGCGAAAGAAAGAGCAACAAGAGACGAGUUACAUAAGCAGAAACGCAGAAAUGUUUCCAUAUAUUUUGCUUCUUUGCUCUGUUUCAUUCGGCCCCUCUUUGUCCAUAAGCACAGAUACCAUAUUUCCCGGUAACACUGGUAACCACUAUAUUGGCAUUUGGUACAAAGGGUUACCUCAGAAGACUCUGGUUUGGGUUGCGAAUAGGAACUGCCCCGUGUCCGACCCAUUCUCUUCGGAGUUGAAGCUCCUUCGGGACAGUAAUUUAGUCAUACUCACUUCAUCCAAGCAUCAAAUCUGGUCGACCGGUUCGACAUUGCUCAUGCCUAAUUUGACUUCAGGAGUGCUCCUUGACAAUGGAAACUUCAUUUUAAGGAAGACAUCUGAUGUGUCUAUUGCUUGGCAGAGUUUCAAUCAUCCGACUGAUACGUGGUUACCCGGUGCCAAGUUUGGAUUCAAUAACCUUACGUCGGAAAGGACAGUUUUGGUGGCAUGGAGAGAUUUAGAUGAUCCAGCUCCCGGGAUAUUCUCUGCAUUCACGGGAGCAGAAGGAACAGCUCAGUUUUCGCUAUAUAACAGGUCGGAAACCUACUGGAAUAGUGGCGACUGGACUGGCGAUGAAUCCAGGCAUCAGCGCUCAGUAACACUGGAAAACGUGGUAAACUUCUCCUUCGUUUCAAAUGAGAAUGAGGCCUACUUCAUAUAUUCUGCAUUUGCUCCUUAUAAUCUUUCUAGGAUUGUGCUCGAACCAACGGGGCUGUUCAAGCUAUUAGUAUGGGCAAAGCAUAUCCAGGAGUGGAAAGUGCUCUGGACACAGCCAACACAAACGUGUGAGAUUUAUCCCUUUUGUGGUGCUUCUUCUAACUGCAAUCAGAGCGAUGCACCGGUUUGUGAUUGCGCUCUUGGACACUUAGAUCAUCUGAAGCUGGAAGAUCAUCUGGGCCGAUGCAAGAGGAGAUCUGCGUCGGAGUGUAGUGGUGACAGGAAAGAUAAUUUUUUCCUCAUGCCUAAUGCACGCUUCCCGAAAAAUUCUGAUUCGUUCAUGGUUGAAAACAUCGAAGCAUGCAGGUUGUUGUGCUUAAGCAACUGUUCGUGCAGUGCAUAUGCUUACAGUGCAAACUGUUGGAUAUGGACGGAUGACAAAUUUACAGUUCAACUUUCGGCCAGUGAUGCAGUUUUGAGAGGUUUCUAUGUCCGGAUUGCGGGGUCAGGCUUGAAGGAAGAAAGUAAGAAAAAGGGGAAACCCAGUUCGAAUUUCAUAAUAGCAGUUGUAGUUGCGUCCGUAGCUUUUCUGUUGGUCCUCAGUGGGUUGCUGGUGACCAUUAGGAGGAGACGGCCUGCUAGUGCAGCGGACGAUCAUUUGAUGCAUUUUGAAUAUCGAGUUCUGAAGAAGGCGACAAAAAAAUUCUCCGAGAAAAUUGGGGAAGGCGGGUUUAGUUCUGUCUUCAGGGGAGCACUGCCAGACUCAACUCCAAUAGCAGUGAAGAAACUUGUGAACCAAAACCAAAGUAACAAACAGUUCCUUGCGGAAGUUAGAACUAUCGGAACAAUACAGCACGUCAAUGUCCUUCGUCUGCGCGGUUUUUGUGCAGAAGAGACAAAGAGGUUCCUAGUAUAUGAGUACCUUGCAAAUGGUUCGCUCGCAGCUCAUUUGUUUCGGAAAGGUUCCAACACCCUCGAUUGGAAAACCAGAUACGGUAUCGCCAUUGGGAUUGCUAAAGGAUUGGAGUAUCUCCAUGAGAGGUGUCGAGAUCGCAUCAUACACUGCGACAUCAAGCCAGAGAAUAUACUGUUGGAUUCAGAACUAUCGCCACAAAUUGCCGAUUUCGGCCUCGCGAAGCUCCUGGGACGGGACGUCAGCUGCGUAAUUACCACCAUGAGGGGAACCAGAGGGUACCUCGCACCAGAAUGGAUUCUGGGAGGCGCCAUCACAUCCAAAGUCGAUGUUUUCAGCUAUGGAAAGCUCCUCUUUGAGAUCAUAUCGGGAAAGAGAAACAUUGAGGAGCUGAAUAGUGAUAUGCGCGAUUAUCUCCCGCUUCAGGUAGCCAAUUCAAUAGCCAAAGGAGAAGAAGUCUUGCCACUCGCGGACCGCAGAUUGAACGGACUCGUGGAGAUGGAAGAAUUAUGCAGGGCAUGCAAAGUGGCUUGCUGGUGCAUUCAAGACAGCGAGCGAGAUAGGCCAACUAUGACUCAGGUAGUCCAGAUUUUGGUGGGGGCUAUGGCAGUAGAAAAGCCUCCGAUCCCAAGAACUUUAUUGCGACUUGUAGGAAUCAAUGAGAGUGAAGCAUAAAAAAAAGCACUA